AUUUCUACCGUCGCGGUCAGAAUGGUGGGUUUCGGUGUUUGCAAGGAUGGUCCGAUUUUUAAGGGUUGCAAGCAGGCAACGUCGAAGAUGAUCAAAGACCAAAGAAUGUUCUGUGCAUUCUUAUGGGACAAAAAUUUCAUGCACCAGGUGCACUUCUCCAGAACUUUAGAAAUGACGACGAAAACUCAACAUGAGCACUGCAAUGAUCUCGUGGCUUUGCGGACGACUCCUUCUUGUUCCCCAGCGUCACUUAUUCAUCUUCUAGGGGACGUUGCUACAACAUCUUCAACAACGAGGUCUCUUCCAGCACCAGCAGAUAUUAAGGAGAGGAGGAACAAAGGCCGAAGAAGAAAACGUCGCCCGUGGUCUUGGCGAAGCGUAUUACUGAUUCCCAAAACGGUCAGUGGGCUGCUGCAAAGAAACACUAAAUCUGCCACCUCUACUGCAGCGUCUUCCGCCCCCGGAGCUGCUGCUCCACAUCAGUACAAUGACCACAGCAAGACGCCGACGUCGGCCAACGAGCGCGGCGACGGCUUUGUCACGAAAGCCUUGCGGACUUCCGAAGCGCACAUUUUGCAGGCGCUUUUCGACGAGCGGAGCGGUCGGAAUCAAACGCACACUUUCACGGUCAACGAAAAUCUGUUUGGCGGGCCGAAUCUCGAUUGCUGGGCGGACCCGCGGUUCAAUUUUCGCAAGUGCUGCAACGCCAUGCACUACUCCGUGCAGAUGAAUCACUGCUGGGACGGGAACAAGUACACGCAGGAGAACUGCUGCGGCGCGGAGCUCUAUUUCCCCCCGACCUGCCUGGACCUGAUGCGGCACUUUGAAUUUUCCAUGGUCCAGCGCCUGGGCCAGGACGACCCGAUUACGAACGCCGUGACCGGGUGUCUGAAGGUUCUCCGGUCCCCGGACCCGGAGCUCUCCCUCCGCGGCUACGUGGAGCCCGGGUUCGAGCCGUUCGACGUGGCGGGCUGGCACUACCCGACGGCCACGGUGCACCAUCCCGGGCUGCGGAAGUUCUCCUUCCCCGCCCUGGACGCCUACGUGGGCAACACGUUUCUGGUCGACGGCACGUGGAUGCCGGUGGAGGUGGAGCUGCUGCGCGCCUUCCUCCCCGAGGACUCGGUCGUGGUGGACGCCGGGGCCAACAUCGGGGGCUUCACCCUGCCCUUCGCGAAACGGGUCGGCAGGAACGGCAUGGUGUUUGCGUUCGAGCCCUUCCGCGUUCUGUUCCAGCACUUGACCGCCAACGUCGCGCUGAACGGGUUGUUGAAUGUGCAAACCUUCCAGCACGGACUUGGCAAGGAAUACGAGCGAGUGAAGCUGUAUCAACUGCAAAAGUGUCUGGGUCUGGAAACUUGUGAUGCAAGGAAGGGAAUAGUCAACUCACUGUAAUACGCUGCCAAGCAUGACAAGUUUUUUUCAUGGUUCUGAGUUGCGUACUCCGCAUGAGAAGCUGCGUUUUUGCAUGACAGGGAGAAGGAGCUCUUCGUGGCCACGCAAUACAAACUGCAGAGUCAUGCCAGACUAGCAUGACAAAUCUCGUCAUCUUCCAGACCCAGACAUUUUUGCAUUUGAUAAGCUGCCCAUGCCGAAUUUGAACAAGCUGUCCAACCCGGCCAAGUAUCCUGUCGUGCAAAAGUAUCGUACUCGUCGUUGUACUUAGUGGCAUUAUUGCAUGAGAAAGAUGAAACAUCUUUCUUUAAUACCUUCUCCGGCAUGACAAACUCCAUUUUUGUUGUUGGAAAAAUUUGUAAUGCGAUUGCUACUAGUGCGACUCCGACUGCGAUACUUCUGCGAUGCAUACCAAGUCGUCCGUGGCGGCCACGGACAACCUGAUGAUGAUUGAGACGGAGAAGGAAUAUGAAGAGGAAAUCGAGAUCAAGCCUCUGGACGACUACUUUCGCAGGUUCCCGUAUCAUGUGUAACAACGAACGUCCCCAACGACCCACAGUCAAGAUGGAAAAUCUGCUACACAAAUCAACAAGUUUUGGUUGUUGCGCAUGACAAGAUUAGGCUCUUCGUCGCAAUGUAGCCGUGUGCAAGAGCUAGUAGAAGCAACAAACCUCCUCGAGCAUCCUAUCCUGAUUUGAAGCAUGACAAAAUUCAAAACACAACUAGAAAAUGCUUCUCAUUGGGCAGCGCAUGAGAAACAUUGUAGGCAUGCUGAUUUACGUGACAACUCUGGGUAGUUCUGGACGUUUGUACUCGGGAUAUCCCGAACAGAGUGUACUUGAUCAAAAUCGACGUGGAGAAAAUGGAGGUCCCGCUUCUCGAGGGCGCGCGCGCCAUCCUGCAGUACCACCGGCCGUUGCUGUUUGUGGAAGACAGCGAGGAGACCCGGGCGGGUCCACCGCUGAACGUCACCGAGAGGCCGCACUUACUCGACCUGAUCAACAACAAGCUCUCCGCGCGGUUCCGCCCGGAAACCGAAGUUUCCUCCGCCGUCACGCGGCUAUGGAGUGCAAAUAUGUCUGGGUCUGGAAGAAUGCAACUUGUGAUGCUGCAUUUGGAUUCCAAAAAAAAUCUGUAUUGCAUGAGCAGCAAAGGGAAUGUAAUUUUUGCUACGCGGAGAGGGCAUUUGUCAUGCGGAAUACGCAUCAAGAACGCCGCAAAAAAUCUGUGAUGCUACGGCAUGUAUCACAGACAUCAUGGCUCAUGCAAAACGUGCAUGAAAAGUCUCAAAAUCUCCCAGACCCAGACAUAUUUGCAGGGCAUAGCGGCUGCUGUGGUACUACGGGUACCUGGUAUCGCAGUGCACAACUCGUCUACUGUCCCAAAUUUGAAUUUCACGCAACAAGAGAAACUGUGCAUUAUUGCUUCCGAUUGUAUUUGGUGCAGCUGCUCGAAGAUGCUCUUAGUCUUACAAGCACUUCUCCGUUUGUUCAACACGGAUUGCCCAGGUUGAGAAAGUCCUCAACUACCGCAGUGAAAAUUCAUAAGUGGGUCUUUCAUUUGCAGAAGUUGCAUUUCUCAUCUUCAUUCUGUUGCUCUUUGUGCCUUUCGAAUUGGGGGGGUAAGUAGCUCGUUGUGCACUCUGAUACAAGUGUAUCGACCUCUACAAAGAAGUCGGAGGACAACUUACGAGUUUGUUCUGUGCGCCCGAUGAGAAGCUGGACGGCUUGUGGCUCGGCAUUGUGAAGUUUUUUGACACCACCAGGUACAGAGGCGGGAAGCGGUGAAAUUAAUGUUCUUUAUUUUGCAGAAAAUUAAGAAAGGCAAGAAGAUGAAGACCUGCUCCCCCUGCUGGGGAACAGCGGCAUCUCGUCCCCGCGACGUUCACGGAGUUCUUGUACAGACCUUUCGACGCGU
Molecule: messenger RNA, 3312 nt
Organism: Amoebophrya sp. A120
Lineage: Eukaryota; Dinophyceae; Syndiniales; Amoebophryaceae
Source: the annotation of a GenBank genome assembly